Linum trigynum is the source of this 534-nucleotide messenger RNA. The record is from the annotation of a GenBank genome assembly. Lineage: Eukaryota; Viridiplantae; Streptophyta; Magnoliopsida; Malpighiales; Linaceae.
AUGAGCAUUGCAAGGUGGAAGGCUAUAAAAACUAAGGAAACUGAAAAAGAAUCUGAUAGGCUGGAAACAUUUGAAGAUACUCAUACAAGAAAGAAUGGGACCUAUGUGAAUGUGUAUACUGCAACCCUAAUUGAGAAGGCGUAUACUCUUAGACAAGAAGGUUCGUUUGAUAAUGAACAAAUUUUUCAGAAGGUGCAUGGGCCAGAGAAUCCUGGGAGGGUUCGUUGUGCUGGUUUGGGACCAACGCCAUCGACUUAUUCGGGGCCUUCUUGUUCUUCAGCUUCAAUAAAUUCUACCACGACAUCAAACUCUAACGAGGUAGACGCUCUAAGAAGUGAAGUGAUAGAACUGAGAAAUGAACUGGCGGAAGCAAAAAGUGAGGGAGUUGAACUGAGAAGUGGGAUGGAUCAGCUGCAAAUGGAAGUAGACACACUGAAGACACUGUUCUUGCAACAUCUUCGUAGGGAGAAGGGGUCAAUGGAGGGUUCAAUUCGUGCACCAUCUUCAUCAAGCCAAAGUGCUACACGGGGUUGA